This is a messenger RNA of Penicillium taxi, 1416 nucleotides long. Its product is annotated as transcription factor domain-containing protein. Bases 1 to 1416 code for a protein of 471 amino acids. The record is from RefSeq and is a predicted model, not a curated record. NCBI's taxonomy places the organism in Eukaryota, Fungi, Ascomycota, Eurotiomycetes, Eurotiales, Aspergillaceae. The transcript is spliced from 2 exons.
AUGUCUCUUGAAAACGAUGAUGAGCCGACUAUCAAGGAGGAAAGCUACCGUGGCCGUGGUGAGUACGUGGGUGGCAGCGUUCCGUUUGAUGAAAACAUGGUAAAGCCCGGCCAUGAAACAACCUACACCAGCCCCAAAGCAUCUGUAACAGACCUUCAGAUGCUGCGUGAACAAGGUGCCUUCGAGCUUCCUCCAAUAGAGGUGCAGAGAGAAUUGAUAAAAAGCUUCAAUCGAUUUUGUGCGCCAUGGACCCCAGUUAUUGAUCCUAAAUGGCUCGAUGACAGUGCACCACCAUCUAUGCUUCUCUUACAGUCCAUUUUUCUCGCUGGAAGUAGAGUAUCCAAAGCCCAUUUGGACUAUGGAUCAAGCGAAACCUUCUAUCGACGUGCCAAGCUUUUAUUCUUCUUUGGCGGGGGACAUGGAUCAUUAAUAUCGAUUGUGGCUGCUUGUCUCCUGCACUGGUACAAUCCUGUAGGGCCUGAAGAUGUCUCUACGGAUACGAGUGGCUUUUGGAUCAGGCAAGCUGGGGCGAUGGCCUUCCAAAUUGGCCUACACAAAGAGCCACCACCGAGCGCUAGGGAUCGGGGUCUUCGCCGGCGCCUCUGGUGGUCUUUGGUGGUAAGAUUCAAUCUUAUUCUAUCGGGUGAGCCGGAGGUUGAUCUCGAGAAUGCAGUUUACAGAUGGGCGAAACAGGUCAUUCCCAAGCUACGCAUCUCCGCUGCAACCCAAGAAGAUGUUAUUACCUCAAAUCUGGAAGUCCAACAGCUUUUGGUUAUGUACUUUGUGACAUUGACUAUCUUGCAUCGGUCACCUACUCCAAACAGUGUCCCUCACGCCGGGUCACUAGUUGCAUCUUCAUUCUUAGCAGGGAUAUACGAAGGGUUUCUCUUGCGAGAUGAACUGCGAUACUUGGGACCGGUUUUUGCCUUUUAUCCGCUUUGUGCCGGACUUUCAUUACUUUCUAGUUGCCGAUAUAGACAACUCCAAAGUACCGCCGAGCAUGAAAUCACGGUUAUGAAGCUGUCACUUCAGAAAUUAUCAGAAAGGUGGCUUUCAGCGGUCGGGCCUUUGAGAGCCCUAAAUAAGCUGACUGAUAAAAUUCGAGAACAGGGCCCAUUUGAUGGUCUGCCGCCGACUCUUGAUUUGGACACUGCUUCUUUCUUUGAAGACUUUGAUAUCGAAAUUUGCAAACAAUGGCGGUUGAUCGAGCAAGAGAACUCUAAGUCUGAAUCAAUGCCUACAUGCAAAUCUUUUCAAGAUCCAGAUGUUGCACUUCCGGUCCUGGAUGCACAGGCAGAGGAUACAGUGAAUAACUACGGCCUCCGGGAUUUGAAUAAUUAUAGCUCGGACCUAUUUGGCACCAACUGGGAAGGGUCAGACUUUGACUGGAGUGGUUCUUGGCUACUUAAUGCCUAG